CAUCGAGAUAUAAUAAAAGAGGAGACGAAAUCACAUGAUUUUGAGCGACACCUGGUACGUCAUAUUGAUGACUGACUUCUGACAAAGUUAUGUCAAAGUGCGUUAUGCGAGCUUUUGUGAUACUGUUUGCACAAAUUGAAGAAUAUUAUUAUGGUGUCUUGUGCUCUACAGAGUUGUGCAAAUCGGACUGAAGUGGAUAAAAAGAAUACAACAGGAAAAACAUUCCAUAGAUUCCCUAGAAACGCUGACCGUUGCCAACUUUGGGUGAAAUUUGUUAAUAGGGGUGAAUGGACACCUACAAGAUCUAGUGUUAUUUGCUCGAAACAUUUUUCUGAGGAGUCAUUCGAUAGAACAACAAAAUUUUAUGUUAAUCUCAAACCAAAUGCAGUUCCGACAAUACAUCCAAACCAGGUAGGAAGAAUCACCACCUGCCAAGAUACUAGUACUAUCAAAUACAGUAUUAAGACCUAAUUUCGACUCAUCCCUUCUACAGAAACAAGCAGUUAGUAUAAAACAUCAUAGCAAUAAGCUUGUAUUAUUUAGAGGGCAGUAAUAAAUUAAUCUGUACCUAAUCUAUGUAUUUAUGUAAUAAAGAUUAUUUCCAAACCUGAUUUUUAUUUAUGUAGGAACGCAAAAA
Messenger RNA from Acanthoscelides obtectus, 637 nucleotides. Lineage: Eukaryota; Metazoa; Arthropoda; Insecta; Coleoptera; Chrysomelidae. The record is from the annotation of a GenBank genome assembly.